AUGGCUUCCGACGCAAUAAGGAAGAAGCUUGUUAUCGUUGGAGAUGGAGCUUGUGGGAAGACGUGUUUGCUGAUAGUAUUUAGCAAAGAUCAAUUUCCCGAAGUGUAUGUGCCGACUGUCUUCGAAAAUUAUGUCGCUGAUAUCGAGAUGGACAAUACAAGAGUUGAACUGGCCCUCUGGGAUACAGCGGGUCAAGAGGAUUACGAUCGUUUGAGGCCUCUGUCUUAUCCGGAGACUGAUGUUAUCCUGAUGUGCUUUUCGAUAGAUAGUCCUGAUAGUUUGGAAAAUAUAUCUGAGAAGUGGACAGCAGAAGUCAAGCACUUUUGUCCCAAUGUACCGAUAAUUCUUGUCGGUAAUAAGAAAGAUCUACGCAAUGAUGAAAGAGCACUUGCGGAACUGUCUAAAUUCAGACAGUCUCCUGUAACAACAGAGCAGGGGAAAGCAAAGGCCGCUCAAAUUGGAGCCUAUGGUUACGUGGAGUGCUCCGCUAAAACUAAGGAGAACGUCCGCGAGGUCUUUGAAAUGGCUACUCGGGCGGCGUUGGAAACAUCCAAGAAGUCGAGGAAGAAGCGAUGUAAAGUUCUGUAG
Molecule: messenger RNA, 588 nt
Organism: Echinococcus granulosus
Lineage: Eukaryota; Metazoa; Platyhelminthes; Cestoda; Cyclophyllidea; Taeniidae
Product: Transforming protein RhoA
Exons: 3
Coding region: 1-588 (195 amino acids)
Biological process (GO): small GTPase-mediated signal transduction
Molecular function (GO): GTPase activity; GTP binding
Source: RefSeq, a predicted model, not a curated record